AUGGCGUCUAGUCGAAUGCUUGACAUGGCCACCAAGGCCCUCGGAAUCCAAACAAAUGACCGAUACACCAAACUAUCCAAAGACCUGGAAGACCGGGCGAGGCAGGACCUCCAGCCCGAAGGCGUUUACGUCGAAGAAGAGCCCACCCUCAGGGAAGUGUUUCGGGAACUGAAGCCUACAAAGGAGGGUGUCGUAAACUACGCUCGUGAACUAUUUCCUUGCACGCAAUGGAUCCCUCGAUAUAACCUACGGUGGCUUACUGGAGAUCUUAUCGCCGGUAUCACCGUUGGCUUCGUCGUGGUCCCCCAGGCCAUGGCCUAUGCCCUACUCGCCCAGCUCAGCCCCGAGUUUGGCUUAUACACCUCCUUCUCCGGUGCCGUUUUGUACUGGUUAUUUGGUACCUCUCGAGAUAUCGUGAUAGGGACUACGGCUGUUGGCUCCUUGUUGGUUGGUAGCAUCGUAACGUCCGUUGAAGACCAAAAGCCCGGAGUGUAUGCCCCCGAAGAUGUUGCCAAGACGGUCUCUCUGGUAUCUGGCGUCAUACUCCUCAUCAUCGGUCUCCUGCGCCUGGGUUGGGUUAUCGAGUUCAUCCCCUACAUCCCCAUCUCCGCCUUUGUCACCUCUGCCAGCAUCACCAUCAUGUUGACUCAGCUUCCUGUAUGCUUGGGCAUCCCCGGCCUCAACACGCGGGAGUCUCCCUACCGCGUGCUGGGAAAUACUCUCAAGGCUCUGCCGAAUGCCAGACUUGACGCCGCCAUUGGCGUGUCGUGCCUCGUGUUGCUCCUUGUCGUGAGGGAAUUCUGUGCCCACAUGGCCCGCCGGCAGCCCCAUAAGCGGCGCCUGUGGGAGGCGGCGUCGUCCCUGAGGCAGGUGGCCGCCAUGCUCAUCUUCACCGUCAUCAGCUUCAUCGUCAACCGCAAUCAUCGUGACCACCCCAAGUUCCGCCUCGUGAACAAGAUUGAAACCAUUCUUCCCGAACUCCCCGCGAUCCUGAUUAUCCUCAUCAUCGAGCACAUUGCCAUUGCCAAGUCGUUUGGCCGCAUGUACAACUACACCGUCGUCGCGUCGCAGGAGAUUGUCGCCCAAGGUGCCGCCAAUCUUCUCGGGCCCUUUGUCGGCGGCUACUCGUGCACCGGCUCCUUUGGCGCGUCGGCCGUUCUUUCCAAGGCCGGCGUCCGCACGCCCGCCUCCGGCCUCUUUAGCGCCGGUCUGCUGAUCCUUGCUCUCUACGUACUUACCGGAGUCUUUUUCUACAUUCCCAUGGCCGCGCUCGCCGCCCUCAUCAUUCACGCCGUGAGCAACCUUGUGGCGUCCCCGGCCACUUUGUAUGGGUACUGGCAGCUGUCUCAGAUCGAGACGUGCAUCUGGGUGAUUGGUGUCGUCUGCGCAUUCUUCGAGUCUCUUGAAGUCUCCAUGUACGUGACCAUCAGCUUGUCCAUCGUGGUCCUUCUCAUCGGGCUCUCCCGAUCGACUGGCAAGUUUGUGGGGCGCGUCAAGGUGUACGACAUUACCCGGACGAGCGCCUCGGAUGAGUCGAAGCACGAUCCUGAUGCCACCCCCACCCCGUCCAUCAUGGAAGAGGAGGACGGCGACGGUGGCCGCUUCAUCUUUGUGCCUCUGGACAAGAGCGGCGGAGUGAACCCCGAAGUGGAGGUUCGAGUGCCGUACCCCGGCGUCAUCAUCUACCGGUUCCCCGAGGGCUUCAACUACACCAACCACGCACACCACAUUGACGUUCUUCGAACAUAUAUCGAAAAGACGACCAGGCGCACCACGGACGAAAAGCUCGAGCACCCUUCUGUAAGACCGCUUAUGGUGCGACGCCCCCGCACAAGUCACCGAAUCCACCACCACCAACCUCCCCCUCUCCGCGCCGUCGUGCUCGACUUCUCCGCCGUUAACCGGCUCGACAUCACCACCAUCCACGGCCUCGUGCACCUCCGCGACGCGCUAGACCGCUACGCCGCGCCCGACGCCGUGGAAUGGCACUUUGCCAACAUGUACAACCGCUGGACGCGCCGCGCCCUCGCCAUCUCCGGAUUCGGCUACCCCGUCGACGCGGACGGAGACAACUCCAUGGAAGGGUACAAGCCGCGCUACACCGUCGGCGAGAUGGCGGGGUGCUCGGAGCUCGGGCGGGAGGAAGGCGCGUGCGUUACCUACUUGAGGCCGCACUGUCCGUCGGCGGCGAUGACGCAGCCUCGUCUGCAUGCUGGAGAUGGGGAUGAUGUGGCAGAGUUGGAAGCGCAGCGCGUGAGGGCGGCGGCGCCUGAUGGCGUGUGCGCGUCCAAGGUCGCGGCCGUGUAUGCUGUGGACCGGCCGCUCUUCCAUGGUGAUUUGGUGGGUGCGGUGGGAGCGGCUGUGCGGAAUGCCAAGGUCAAGGAUGGUCGGCCCUUGGGGCGGCCGAAGAAGUCGGAUAACAGCAUUCGGUCCGGCGAUGGUUCGGCUUAG
Molecule: messenger RNA, 2451 nt
Organism: Parascedosporium putredinis
Lineage: Eukaryota; Fungi; Ascomycota; Sordariomycetes; Microascales; Microascaceae
Source: the annotation of a GenBank genome assembly